Messenger RNA from Zonotrichia albicollis (white-throated sparrow), 829 nucleotides. The record is from RefSeq and is a predicted model, not a curated record. Lineage: Eukaryota; Metazoa; Chordata; Aves; Passeriformes; Passerellidae.
ACACACCACAGCCCUGCACUGGAGGAAUUGCCCUCAGCUCUCGCAGACCUGCAGCUGACAGCAAGGUUGUAAUCUAGCUCCUAUAGCAAGGAAUCCAAACACGAGAAGUCCAGCAGAGAUGGGCAAAAUCAUCAUUUAUGAGCAUGUCAACUUCCAGGGCAUGUCCAAAGAAUUCACCACUGACACUCCCAACCUAAUAGCUGUGGGUUGGAAUGAUAUUGUCUCCUCAGUGAAAGUAAUUGGCCAGCCUUGGGUGGCUUAUGAGCAUGUUGAUUACAAGGGUCAGUUUCUGGUAUUUGAGGAGGGAGAAUAUGACUCUGUUGGUAAAGAGAUGAAUGACAGGAUCAGCUCUCUGCAGGUGAUCAGGGAAGAUCUGCACAAUCCCCAGAUCACUCUCUACCAACACGUUGACUACAAAGGGAGGAGCAGAAUAGUAAGAGAAGCAACCAACCUGGCUGGGGGAGAAAAUGAUGACAUCGUGUCUUCCCACAAAGUCCAGAGAGGUGUCUGGCUGCUGUGUGAGAAUAGUGAUGGAAGUGGGCCUCAGCACCUUGCCCGAGCCCAUGAGGAUGUUCCCAAUUACAAGGCAAUUGACUUCAAUGACAAGCUCUCCUUCCUGCGCCCCCUGCACCCUGGCCGUGACUCUUAAACUGCAGAGCCUGUGACCCUGAGGGAAGGUGCAGUCCCACCAGGAAACCUCUCAUCUCUGCCCCUGCUCGUGUCCCUUCCUUUGUGAUUUGCUUUACAAAACCCUUGUGGUACUUUGGCCUGUUCCACUGUCUGUAACCUCUUUUGGGUUGGUGCCAAUAAAGACUCUCUUGCAAGCAAC